AUGGGAGCCGUUGACGAGUUCAACAGCUUGGCUUUCGAACGCCUCGAGCUCGCCGCCACCUACACCGAUCUCUCCCUGCAAUUGGAGAAGCUGCUCGAGGAGGUCAGGAGUGAGACUUCGAGAGCUAGAUCCAUCAAUGGCCUUACGUUGACGGCCGCCGCCGGACUUGGCGCCACCGAUCUCGAGCCGUACACAAGGGUAAACGUCAGUGGAGACGACUUCUGGCUUCAGGACCUCGAAGCGUCGGAGGAGGGCGACAGCAAGGUACGAAAGCGGACAUCGACGAAGGGCAAUUCGGAUGAGGAGCCCAAGGAGAAGGCCGACGAGAAGAAGCAGGGAUUGCCGCAGGGCGCCUUCCGCCCGUUCGGCAUCUUGGAGCCGAAUUCGGCAAAGUUGCGCAUCGUCCUCUACACGCCCGACAAGCGGCCCGUCCAUCAGAUUGUGCUGCAGCGGGGCGAAGAGUUUCGCCACCAACUCUCCUUCAACGGGCUGUACGUCUACUUCCGCCAGGUGCAAGAGACCGAGAAGCAGCUCUCCAUCGUCUUCGCCGAAGCUCAAGGAGAAGCACUGCUCACUUUUACGGCCUGGGUGAGUUUACCACGAGUUGGACGAGUUCAUGUAAAAUACAAAAAAUGGGGAAGGAGGGCACAUUCA
Mesorhabditis spiculigera is the source of this 654-nucleotide messenger RNA. The record is from the annotation of a GenBank genome assembly. Lineage: Eukaryota; Metazoa; Nematoda; Chromadorea; Rhabditida; Rhabditidae.